UUCUUAAAUUUGGUGCUGCGGGUAUCUGCUCUGCCAAGGCGCUCGUUUUCUUCGCAACUUUCGGACCGAGCAUCAUCAUCAUCGCAUUCUAGUUCCGUCAGUCGUUAUCGCCUAGAAAUCUACCACCACUACAACCACCUCUUUCACCACCACAACCCAACCGCGGCAAUGCUGCGUCUCCCAUCUUCAUCCGUUAGGGCAAUCGCCCGGGCGGCGGCACCGCGAGUCCACCUCGCCCAACAGCAAAGACGAGCCCUGGCAAAUACCAAGAUCCCGUAUCCGCCGCAGUCGGUGAAAGCUACCAUCAAAGACUCGAAGCCGCCGGUGCUCCCCGGGGGAGCGAGCAAUGCGGCGCCCCCUGCCCCCGCGCCGGCAAAGGCUGCGUCCGCUGCUUCUCCGCCGUUGAAGACUCCCACGCCGCUAUCUCCCGCGUCGUCCGUGGGCACCUCCCCCACACAGGUCCCGCUCACCCCCCCGUCGCCGCCUAAAAUACAGACUUCUCCUCCGCAGAGCAGUGCUUCUGCUUCCCCGAAGGUCGCCCCGAGGGUCCCCACACCACCACCAACUCCACCACCACCACCCCCGCCGGCGUCAACUCCUCCUCCCGCCGCUGUUCAUCCCGUCGCUGCCCAGCCCAUCGCUGCCGAGCCCGUCGUUGCUAAGCCCGGCAAGAAAACCCACAAGUUCAGAAAUUUCCUGGUGGGGCUGACGCUGCUCACGGGAGGAUCGUUUGCGGCCGGCGUGUUCUACUCGCUGAAGUCCGACAACGUGCAUGAUUUCUUCACGGAGUAUGUUCCUCUCGGCGAGGAGGCGGUGCUGUACUUUGAGGAGCGCGAGUUCCGCCGGAGGUUCCCCAACGCGCUCUCCAGGAUCCAGCGCAAGGUCGACUCGCCCAAGGUCACGAUACCGAAGUCUUCCGGUGCUUCGUGGAAGGUCGUCGAUAGGGAUAGUGAGGGCCCCAGGACUGUGGAUGUCGGAAAACCCGGUCCUCAUCUGUCCAGUCAUAGGCCUAUCGUCGAGGAGACUAAGUCGAUUCCGGCUGACGGUGCGAGAGCCGAGGCUAAGACUGUCGAUGUGAAGUCUGCUCCGCAGAAGGGAAGUGAUGUUAAAAAGGUGGAGGCGGUCACGGGUUCCACUGCUGCACCCAAGAAGGCGGCUGUUGCCCUCGCUUCUGUGGAAUUGUCGAACGCCAGUGACCCUGUGGUCCAGGAUUUGGUUAAGGUUGUCAACAAUCUCAUCGAGACUGUCAACAAGACUGAGUCUGGUGAGACUUUUGGCGCUGUGAUUGAUGCCGCCAAGGCGGAACUCAAGAAGGUCAACGACCAGGUUGGUGCGUUGAAGGUGGGCAUGGAGAAGGCGGUCGAGGACAGCAACAACCAGAAGGACCUGGAGUUUGCGAAGGCUGCCCAGGGCCUGUUGAAAAACGUCAACAACCAAGUCGAGGACCUUGAGCACCAGCUCCGGGACGAUUUCGAGGCCGAGCGCGAGAGAAUCGCCAUGUCCUACCAGAGAAAGCUGCAGACCGAGCUCGAGCGCUCCCGCGAGCUCUCCGAGCAGCGUCUCCGCAACGAACUCCUGGAGCAGGCCAUCGAGAUGAAGCGAUCUUGGAUCAGCGAGAUCGAGUCGCGUGUCGAGAAGGAGCGCGGCGGAAGACUCGGAAAGCUGAAGGAGCUCGAGGCUGCCGUUGCCGCGUUGGAGCAGCUCACCUCCCGCUGGAAUGAUGUCAUCGACACCAACCUGAAGACGCAGCGAACCUUCACCGCCCUCGAGGCUGUCAAGGCUUCCUACGAGUCUCCCGACCAGCCUAAGCCGUUCCUCCGUGAAAUGGCGGCACUGAAGGAGGUCGCCGAGGGCAACGAUGUCGUGACCGCCGCUAUCGACUCCAUCAAUCCCGCCGCUUACCAGAACGGCGUGGUGACACACACCCAGCUAGUCGACAAAUUCCGCAAGCUUUCCGGCGAGGUGCGACGGGCCGCGCUCCUCCCCGAGGACGCCGGUAUCGCGGCUCACGCUGGCAACUGGGUGUUGAGCAAACUUAUGUUCAAGAAGUCUGGCCUCGCGCAGGGCAACGAUGUCGAGAGCAUCCUGGCAAAGACCGAGACGUACCUCGAGGAGGGUGAUGUGGACAGCGCCGCCCGCGAGAUGAACCAGCUCUCGGGCUGGGCUAGAACUCUGGCCAGCGAUUGGCUGAGGGAGGCGAGGCUGUUGCUGGAGGUUAAGCAGGCUGUUGAUAUCAUCGCCGCCGAGGCUCGCAUACAAAGCAUGCGGGUACAGUCGGAACAGUAAAUGUUCAAGCUUCGGGGCUUCGGGUCGGUUUCUUUUUUUUUUGUCCGCGCGAUAGAUUUUUACUUAUGAAGGGGGGAUCGGGGAGAGGAAGUAGCAAGCAAUAAAAGCAACACUGUUUCCUUUUGUCUUUUGCAAAUAUCUUGUCUUGUCUUUUAGUUUGAGGGCUGGCGUUUUGCUAGCUUGUACGUAUGAAGUGGGUGGAGGAGGGAUUGGAGGGACGGAGCGAAGGAGACGGCGGAUGGACGAGUGUAGAAUACCUGAGGUCGUCUACAAAUUUGAGAGCGAGUGAUGGCCCGUGAGUGACCGCUGCGGGGCCCUGAUUCAUACAGGACAGGCCAUACAUAGAAUUCACG
Tricharina praecox is the source of this 2639-nucleotide messenger RNA. RefSeq names its product mitochondrial inner membrane protein-domain-containing protein. The record is from RefSeq and is a predicted model, not a curated record. Gene Ontology annotation, cellular component: MICOS complex. NCBI's taxonomy places the organism in Eukaryota, Fungi, Ascomycota, Pezizomycetes, Pezizales, Pyronemataceae. The transcript is spliced from 3 exons. Gene Ontology annotation, biological process: cristae formation. Bases 169 to 2286 code for a protein of 705 amino acids.